This is a messenger RNA of Erinaceus europaeus (western European hedgehog), 2475 nucleotides long. It is a transcript of the gene TADA2A, whose product is annotated as transcriptional adaptor 2A. Gene Ontology annotation, biological process: chromatin remodeling; regulation of transcription by RNA polymerase II. Gene Ontology annotation, molecular function: zinc ion binding; transcription coactivator activity; protein binding. The record is from RefSeq and is a predicted model, not a curated record. Gene Ontology annotation, cellular component: SAGA-type complex; nucleus. The coding region runs from base 356 to 1687 and encodes 443 amino acids. Lineage: Eukaryota; Metazoa; Chordata; Mammalia; Eulipotyphla; Erinaceidae. The transcript has 17 exons.
GAGGAGGAGACGUGCUCGCGCUUGCGCCGCGCGGGGACGAGCACGUAAUCGCCGGGCGCGCGCGCGAGCGAUUGGUGACUCCUCAGCUUGGACAAGGGAGACGCGGCGAGAGUUAUGUCUUACUCAAGAUUCAAUUUUCUAUUAGAAAAGAUCUGCCUACUAUAGUUGCUGUGAGUGCAAGGGAUCAGGAUGUUUGAAUUGGCAAUUCCAGAGAACCAUAUGAAAUGUGUUAAGGUGCCACUUCUGUUUGUUCAUCGGGAUCAUCAGGAUUUAGUCUGUGUGUUGGCUGCUUCUGAAAUCUCCUUGAAGAAACUCUGAAUUAAGCAUCAAAGCAGCCGUCUUCACUAAUUAGGCUAUGGACCGUUUGGGCUCCUUUAGUAACGAUCCUUCUGAUAAGCCACCUUGCCGAGGCUGCAGCUCCUACCUCAUGGAACCUUAUAUCAAGUGUGCCGAAUGUGGACCACCUCCGUUUUUCCUCUGUUUGCAGUGCUUCACUCGAGGAUUUGAAUAUAAGAAACAUCAAAGUGAUCAUACUUAUGAAAUAAUGACUUCAGAUUUUCCUGUUCUUGACCCCAGCUGGACUGCUCAAGAAGAAAUGGCCCUUUUGGAAGCUGUGAUGGACUGUGGCUUUGGAAACUGGCAGGAUGUAGCAAAUCAGAUGUGCACCAAGACCAAGGAAGAGUGUGAGAAGCACUAUAUGAAACAUUUUAUCAAUAACCCUUUGUUUGCAUCCACCCUGCUGAACUUGAAGCAAGCAGAGGAGGCAAAAACUGCUGACACAGCUAUUCCAUUUCACUCUGCAGAUGACCCUCCCCGACCUACCUUUGACUCUUUGCUUUCUCGGGACAUGGCAGGAUACAUGCCAGCUCGAGCAGAUUUCAUUGAGGAAUUUGACAACUAUGCAGAAUGGGACUUGAGAGACAUCGAUUUUGUUGAAGAUGACUCAGAUAUUUUACAUGCUCUCAAGAUGGCUGUAGUAGAUAUCUAUCAUUCCAGAUUAAAGGAGAGACAAAGGCGAAAAAAAAUUAUAAGAGAACAUGGACUAAUCAAUCUUCGAAAGUUUCAAUUAAUGGAAAGGCGAUACCCCAAAGAAGUGCAAGACCUUUAUGAAACAAUGAGGAGGUUUGCAAGGAUUGUGGGCCCAGUGGAGCAUGACAAGUUCAUUGAAAGCCAUGCAUUAGAAUUUGAACUCCGGAGGGAAAUCAAGAGGCUCCAGGAAUACAGAACAGCAGGCAUUACCAAUUUUUGUAGUGCCAGAACCUACGAUCACCUCAAGAAGACUCGCGAGGAGGAGCGCCUUAAACGCACCAUGCUCUCUGAAGUUCUCCAGUAUAUCCAGGACAGUAGUGCUUGCCAGCAGUGGCUUCGACGGCAAGCUGACAUUGAUUCCGGCCUGAGUCCUUCCAUUCCAAUGACUUCAAAUUCAGGUCGACGAAGUGCACCACCUUUAAACCUCACUGGCCUCCCUGGAACAGAGAAGCUGAAUGAAAAAGAAAAGGAGCUUUGUCAGAUGGUGAGGUUGGUCCCAGGAGCCUAUUUAGAAUACAAGUCUGCUCUAUUGAAUGAAUGUAACAAGCAAGGAGGCUUGAGACUUGCACAGGCAAGAGCACUCAUCAAGAUAGAUGUGAAUAAAACCCGGAAAAUCUAUGAUUUCCUCAUCCGAGAAGGACACAUCACUAAAGCUUGAGGCCCUAUGGACUUGGAGUCAGACAUCAAAACUUCGGAAUAUGGUGGGACCAUGGGCAGCCUGAGCAUUCUGCAAGGUUUUUAAGCUGAAAUUCCAUUGUGAACAGAGGGUAAGGUAGCCAGAAGGCAGCUUGAAACAUAGAGCACAGAGCUUGCAUGUGUGAGGCUCUAGAUUUAAUUCCUGGCACUGCAUAUGCUAGAAUGGUGCUCUGGCCUCAAAAAAGAUUUUUAAGAGGGGAAGGACAAAGGAAAACCUUCAGCUGUAUUGAUGUCUACUUUCUUCUCAACCCUGCUUUUAAAACACUCCUGUUGUUGGUGUUGUACUGCAGAAUUAUGUGCUGGAUAAGCUAUUAUUAAAUGUGAGUAGGCAUUCAUUUCUAACACCUCUUGUAACUAAAAGAAGAACCAUAGUACCUCACAUCACAGUGUUGAUAGAAAUAGAACUAAACCACAGUGGUUAGUCCCAGGAAUCCAGCUCAGAUCUUUGUAUUCGGAAGGCUCGGUUUCUGAUUGUUUUGCCUUCAACAUUACAGCGAUUUAAAGAGCAUGUGGAAACUUCCUCUUUCUUGGUAAGGGUUUUUUAAAUCAGCAGUUUAUGUUUGUGACCAUAGUAGAGGGAAAUUUUUCCCCAAUGAUCUCUUUCCAAACUGCAUCUUUAACUUUAGUGUCUGGCUUUGUACUUUACAGUCUGGCUGUCUAAUCUGCAGUAGGCUUUGAAGGAGGUGGCACUGGAUAUAAAAUGUCUCUGUUAUUUUUAGAAUUAAUAGAUUAAAAUGUGUUGCUGUUUAA